This is a messenger RNA of Penicillium bovifimosum, 480 nucleotides long. RefSeq names its product H(+)-transporting V0 sector ATPase subunit c. Gene Ontology annotation, cellular component: proton-transporting V-type ATPase, V0 domain. NCBI's taxonomy places the organism in Eukaryota, Fungi, Ascomycota, Eurotiomycetes, Eurotiales, Aspergillaceae. Gene Ontology annotation, biological process: proton transmembrane transport. Bases 1 to 480 code for a protein of 159 amino acids. The transcript is spliced from 6 exons. The record is from RefSeq and is a predicted model, not a curated record. Gene Ontology annotation, molecular function: proton-transporting ATPase activity, rotational mechanism.
AUGGCUACCGAACUUUGCCCCGUCUAUGCGCCCUUCUUUGGCGCGCUGGGCUGCACCUCUGCUAUCGUCUUCACCUGCUUCGGUGCCGCAUAUGGAACCGCUAAGGCCGGUGUCGGGGUUUGCUCCAUGGCCGUCCUCCGCCCCGACCUGAUCGUUAAGAACAUUGUCCCCAUUGUCAUGGCAGGUAUUAUUGGUAUUUACGGUCUCGUUGUGUCGGUCUUGGUCGCCAACGACCUGACCCAGCAGCUCCCUCUCUACACUGGUUUUAUUCAGCUCGGCGCUGGUCUGUCUGUCGGUCUGGCUGGUCUUGCUGCGGGUUUCGCUAUUGGUAUUGUCGGUGAUGCAGGUGUUCGUGGAACGGCUCAGCAGCCUAGGUUGUACGUCGGAAUGAUUCUUAUUCUCAUUUUCGCCGAAGUCUUGGGUCUGUAUGGGUUGAUUGUUGCUCUUCUCAUGAACUCCCGCUCGAAAGCAACAUGCUAA